AUGAAGCUCAACAUCUCCUACCCGGCCAAUGGGUCGCAGAAAAUCAUCGAGCUUGACGAUGAGCGCAAGCUUCGUCCCUUCAUGGAGAAGCGCAUGGGAGCCGAAAUUCCCGGCGACUCCCUCGGUGAUGAAUUCAAGGGUUACAUCUUCAAGAUUACCGGUGGUAACGACAAGCAAGGUUUCCCCAUGAAGCAGGGUGUUCUCCUUCCCACUCGUACCAGACUCCUGCUUUCCGACGGCCACAGCUGCUACCGCCCCCGCCGCACUGGUGAGAGAAAGCGCAAGAGUGUCCGUGGUGCCAUCACCAACUUCGACCUCGCCGUCCUUGCCCUGAGCAUCGUCAAGCAGGGUGAGGGUGAGCUCCCCGGUCUCACCGACACCGUUGUCCCCAAGAGACUCGGUCCCAAGCGUGCCACCAAGAUCCGCCGCUUCUUCGGUCUCGACAAGAAGGACGAUGUCCGCAAGUUCGUCAUCCGUCGUACCGUCACCCGUGAGGGCAAGCCCGACUACACCAAGGCCCCCAAGAUCCAGCGUCUGGUUACUCCCCAGCGCCUCCAGCGCAAGCGUCACAGGAUUGCCCUCAAGCGCCGUCGCGCUGAGGCUGCCAAGGAGGCUGCUAACGACUACGCCAAGCUUCUUGCCACCCGUGUCCACGAGGAGAAGGCCAAGCGUGACGAGCUCCGCAAGCGGAGAGCGUCUUCGAUGAGAAAGUAA
This is a messenger RNA of Aspergillus udagawae, 714 nucleotides long. Its product is annotated as 40S ribosomal protein eS6. NCBI's taxonomy places the organism in Eukaryota, Fungi, Ascomycota, Eurotiomycetes, Eurotiales, Aspergillaceae. The record is from RefSeq and is a predicted model, not a curated record. The coding region runs from base 1 to 714 and encodes 237 amino acids. Gene Ontology annotation, cellular component: ribosome. Gene Ontology annotation, molecular function: structural constituent of ribosome. Gene Ontology annotation, biological process: translation. The transcript has 7 exons.